Molecule: messenger RNA, 925 nt
Organism: Oryza sativa Japonica Group (Japanese rice)
Lineage: Eukaryota; Viridiplantae; Streptophyta; Magnoliopsida; Poales; Poaceae
Product: small nuclear ribonucleoprotein SmD3b
Biological process (GO): spliceosomal snRNP assembly; RNA processing
Cellular component (GO): SMN-Sm protein complex; U2 snRNP; spliceosomal tri-snRNP complex
Molecular function (GO): RNA binding
Source: RefSeq, a predicted model, not a curated record
AGUCGCCCCCUCGCCUCCAUCUCUCUCAUCUGCCCUCCUCGACUCGACUCGACUCCCCUCCGCCGCCGCCGCCGCCAUCUUCCUCCUCCACCAGACCACCACCACCACCAACAACAACUCGUCGUCGCGUCUGCCUAGCUAGGGUUUCCCUUCUCUACCCAACCCUAGGAGGAAGAUGAGCCGCAGCCUUGGUAUCCCAGUGAAGCUGCUGCACGAGGCGGCGGGGCACGUGGUGACCGUGGAGCUCAAGACCGGCGAGGUGUACCGCGGCUCCAUGGUCGAGUGCGAGGACAACUGGAACUGCCAGCUCGACAACAUCACCUUCACCGCCAAGGACGGCAAGGUCUCCCAGCUGGAGCACGUCUUCAUCAGAGGAAGCAGGGUCAGGUUCAUGAUCAUACCCGACAUGCUCAAGAACGCCCCCAUGUUCAAGCGCCUCGAGGCUAGGAUUAGGGGUAAAGGCUCAGCUAUUGGUGUUGGCCGUGGCCGUGCCGUUGCUAUGCGUGCUCGGGCUGCUGCUGGUCGUGGUGGUGGUCCAGUUGGACGGGGUGGUGCACCUCCUGUGAGGCGGUAGAUUUACGGGCAGCUCAUUGUAUGCUGUUAUGAUAUGGAGGAAGUCCAGGGAGUCUUUGUGUUCAUCAUCCAAAACGUUGGUUCAGCAGCCAGAGUGCAUGUGAGCUAAGCUUAUGUACCUCCAUCCAGUUUAGUUUGCCUGUGUGCAGAAUGGAUGGAUGCAUGCCGGUGGUGUUAACUCGUAAGCAUGAUGUAUUGCAGCGAACUUUAGUAGCUCGGCUCAAGUUUUCAUAGGUGGGGCAGCGUUUUCAUGUAUGUAGACUAGUGACUCUUGACUUGUUUCGUUAUUAAUCCACUGUACCCUGCUGCCCGUUGAUAUGAAUGAAUAUUGCUGCUACUGUGCUAUUGCUGA